Anopheles coustani is the source of this 3041-nucleotide messenger RNA. RefSeq names its product Y+L amino acid transporter 2 (gene mnd). Gene Ontology annotation, biological process: amino acid transmembrane transport. Gene Ontology annotation, cellular component: membrane. Lineage: Eukaryota; Metazoa; Arthropoda; Insecta; Diptera; Culicidae. Bases 505 to 2016 code for a protein of 503 amino acids. The record is from RefSeq and is a predicted model, not a curated record. Gene Ontology annotation, molecular function: L-amino acid transmembrane transporter activity. The transcript is spliced from 8 exons.
CCCCCCCCCCACUGUUGGUUGCCACAGCUGCAACAAGCGACGGAUAAACACCAUACAACAACGCAUGCCUGUGAACACUUAAAACUGAAUAUUACAUCAGCAGCAGAGUACUUGCAGGUGCAACGUCGGAUCGCCGCAGUUUUUAUUUUUGGGUGUUACCACCAACACGAUCGUUCAACUCGGCCGACGACGACCGGCAGCAAUGGCAGCGACGAUCAUAGAAACUUUACAUCUGCUCAAUAGAAACACGCUGAUAGUUGUCAGUUAAUGGCUAAUAGUGUGCAUUUAUCGACGGUUCCGGCUGCCUCGGUGCCUUUAUACUAAGUGACUGCUACGUGGUGCCUUCCGCAUUUGCUCAAUUACUGUGCCCGGUGUAUUUUAGUGUAAAACAACACGUACACGACGUAGUGAACGGCGCCAGCUGACAACGACAAUAAACUGAAGUGCCAGUGUGUGCAGUUUGUGCUAGUAUCCCAGGAGAAGUAAUAUUGGUACGGAACAGUGAUGGCGAAAGUUGGUGACGUGGAGAUCCGGCCAGCCCAGCAGGGCUUCCGGCGGGAAAGCGAUGAGGGCAAGGCCGUCGAAGGAACCUCAGCCGAUGGAGGGGACAGCAGUAGUGGCGGGAUUAAAAUGAAGAAGGAGCUGGGCCUGAUGGAUGGCGUCGCGAUCAUUGUCGGUGUCAUCGUUGGGGCCGGCAUUUUCGUCUCUCCCAAGGGCGUCCUGCUGUACUCGGGCUCCAUUGGGCAGGCCAUCAUCGUGUGGAUACUGUCCGGGGUGCUCAGUAUGGUCGGUGCACUAUGUUACGCCGAACUCGGAACGAUGAUUCCCAAGUCGGGUGGAGAUUACGCGUACAUUGGGGAAGCGUUUGGGCCGCUACCGGCAUUUCUGUACCUCUGGGUAGCCCUGCUGAUCCUCGUCCCCGCUGGCAACGCCAUUACGGCGAUCACGUUCGCGCAGUAUUUGCUGCAGCCACUGUGGCCCACCUGCGAGCCACCGUAUGAGUCGGUUCGUCUGCUCGCCGCCAUUAUCACAUGCUUGCUUACCGCCAUCAAUUGUCGUAACGUGAAAUGGGUCACCCGAGUUACGGAGACGUUCACCGGCAUGAAGGUGCUGGCGUUGCUGGUUAUCACCGGCGCUGGUGCGUGGCAUCUGAUGAGUGGCAACACGGAACUACUGGAAACGCCCUUUGCCAAUUCGAAGCUGCAGCCAGGAUUCAUCGCGGUUGCGUUCUACAACGGGUUGUUUUCGUACUCCGGCUGGAACUAUCUCAACUUUGUCACCGAAGAACUGAAAGAUCCUUACCGAAAUCUUCCACGAGCGAUCUGCAUCAGCAUGCCCGUCGUUACGAUCAUCUACGUGGUUACGAACAUCGCUUACUUUGCCGUGUUGCCUCCCGACGAGAUGCUUUCAUCUCAAGCCGUUGCGGUGACAUUCGCGGAAAAGAUGCUCAGCUUCAUGGCCUGGACGAUGCCACUGUUUGUCGCUUGUUCCACCUUCGGCUCUCUGAACGGUGCCAUCUUCGCCUCGUCACGACUGUUUUUCGUCGGGGCCCGAAAUGGACACCUGCCAGCGGCACUUUCGCUGAUUAACAUCAAUUGUCUCACGCCAAUCCCUUCGCUGCUGUUUCUGUGUGCCCUUACGUUAAUUCUCCUGUUCAUCCGGGACGUGUUUGCGAUUAUCAACUACGUGAGCUACGUGGAGAUUCUGUUCAUCUUCAUCUCGGUGGCCGGUUUGCUCCGCUUACGACAGACGGCGCCCGAUCAACAUCGACCCAUUAAGGUUUCCCUGGUAGCACCCAUCGUAUUUCUGCUGACGGCCGGAUUUUUGGUCAUAUUCUCCGUGUUUGAGUCACCGAUGGAGGUUGGCAUUGGCACGCUGGUCAUACUUCUGGGCAUUCCCGUGUACUACAUCACCAUUGGCAAACCCUGGAGCUGGUUGACGCAGAAAUCGCAAGCGUUCAACACAUUCUGCUGCAAAUUGUUCCUGUGCAUGCCGAACAGCGAGAAGAUCGACUAGAGAUGUGUUUUGCUUCCAACGGUCAGUCGCAGGGGAUGGAUUGGAAUUUGUUUGCCUAUAUUGGUUACAGAACUCGUCUGCCGAGGUGUGGAUAAUUGCAUACACCACAUACUUAAAAGUUUAACCCGCCGUUUUUUACCAAAAUCAGUGCUCUCUAGUGGGAAAAGUUUGAUCUUUGGAUUUAAGUCGGUUUCGGUUAAAUUUUGAUCGUAAAUGCAUCACCAAAUGUCGGCAAAUUCUGUGUCCAGCAGCAACAGCGUUGCAAUCCAUCCCUGCGGAACCACAUUAUUUGUCCAACGCUCGAGACAAGGUAUCGUUUGCUCUGAGCGUUUAAAAAAUCUCAUCCAUUUCGCUGCCGUUUUGUCAACAUAUCACCACUGAACCACUGUACAUAAACUCAGUAUCUCCGUAUUCCGUGGGGAGGGCAUGAAAUCAUAAAGCUAGAUUCUAGUGCGUUAACGUGGAAGGGUAGCUUUAUGCUUAAAGCGAAAUACUAUAGGCACAGUGUAGGGCAAACAAAACCGACAACCUGUGUGACCAAUUAAGGCCUUGUUAAAAACGCUUCUCCGCGCGUUAAAGCUCUCAAGCAUAGCAUAAGUGAGUCAGGUAUGGGAGACGACAGUUUCGUGUGAAGAUUUCAUAACUAUUAAGUAAAGUGAACAGAAAACAAAACGACGGGAGCGCAGGCACAAAAGUCACCGUAGGGCUGCACAAUGUAUGAGGAAGAAAAUAAGUGUUGCCUGAUUGUUACAGGCUGUAUCGCUAACGCUUUUGUAAUACGCUAUUAAAAAGCUCAACAGGAAUCUUAGCUAGACAAUUGGAAAACCAGAUAGGGGAAAGGAGUGAGACAUUACAAACAAAAGCCAAGUAUAUGCACCACCCUCGUGCAACACAGCAGAACCACACAGUGCGAGCGUUUCGAAGACUGUCGUCCACUAUUUUGAAACAGGGGAUUUUUUUAAGAAUAUUUUUCGACUGUAAGUGAUUUGUAAUUUACUUCUUAUAAUAAACCAUCGUUUAAUGCA